Messenger RNA from Colletotrichum truncatum, 1221 nucleotides. RefSeq names its product methyltransferase family. Gene Ontology annotation, molecular function: S-adenosylmethionine-dependent methyltransferase activity. The record is from RefSeq and is a predicted model, not a curated record. Lineage: Eukaryota; Fungi; Ascomycota; Sordariomycetes; Glomerellales; Glomerellaceae.
AUGGCAAACGAUGAGCAAUGGAGCGGCAUGGAGAACACAACCGAGGACCCGGAGGAGACCAAGGUCAUAUUCUGCGCACUAGACUCGUUCCUCCAAUAUGCCAAGGUAGCUCACUUCAACGUUACUCACCUAAGAAGGCAGUCCUUCUACGCACUGCCCCAAGCCCAUUGGCAGAUGCUAGCAGCGGCACCUUUUAACUUCCUCGACACGUUGGAGCGCACCGAUGAAGCAAUAGACGCCAACGCACAGCUUGCCAGAGCAAUUGCCCACAAUGGCUUGCGGUCGUUCCACAUCGUCGAGGCUGACGAGGCGGAACCGAAGAUGCCCCAUGAGUGGGUGGGUGUGGCCAAGCACAGUGACACCGACAAAGCCCGGAGCACCCUCCGUCAGUUCUUCCGUGACUGGUCUGCAGAGGGAGCAGAGGAGCGCCGCGUAUGCUAUGGCCCUGUGCUGGAUGCUGUCAACCGUGAGCGCGAGGGUCGUUCGGAUUCCAGCCCCUUGAAGGUGCUUGUGCCUGGGGCAGGUCUAGGUCGCCUUGUUUUUGAUCUUUGUCGGUCCGGCCACGAUGCUGAGGGCAACGAGAUCUCAUACCACCAGCUCCUCGCCUCUUCGUACAUUCUCAACUGCACGGCAAGAGCUGGCCAGCACACAAUCUACCCUUGGGUGCACACCUUCUCCAACCACCGCACACGAACUAAUCACCUGAGGAGCUAUGCGGUCCCUGACAUACAUCCCGCCACGGAACUUGCUGUUGCAGGCCCAUCGGUGGGAUCCAUGGCCAUGUGUGCUGCGGACUUUUUGUGCCUGUACGCUGACGCCGACCACGCCGACACCUACGACGCCGUAGCUACUGUCUUCUUCCUCGACACCGCGCCAAAUCUAGUGCGGUACCUUGAGGCUAUAUAUCACUGUCUGCGUCCUGGGGGCGUGCUCAUCAACUUUGGUCCGCUGCUGUGGCAUUUCGAGAACAAUGCCCCUGGUAACCACGGUCGUGAUACAGACGGUGACGGGGAGCACGACUACACCAACUCAUCAGGCAUUGCCGACCCCGGAAGCUUUGAACUGAGUGAUGAUGAGGUCAUGGCAUUGGUAGAAAAGAUCGGAUUCGUAGUUGAAAAGCGUGAAACAGGCAUCGAGGCACCUUACAUCCACGACCGCGAGAGCAUGCUGUCAACAACAUACAGGGCAAGUUUCUGGGUAGCACGAAAGCCAAGGCAAUAA